Messenger RNA from Nerophis lumbriciformis (worm pipefish), 2747 nucleotides. RefSeq lists its product as uncharacterized. Gene Ontology annotation, molecular function: DNA-binding transcription factor activity; RNA polymerase II cis-regulatory region sequence-specific DNA binding. Gene Ontology annotation, biological process: regulation of transcription by RNA polymerase II. The record is from RefSeq and is a predicted model, not a curated record. Lineage: Eukaryota; Metazoa; Chordata; Actinopteri; Syngnathiformes; Syngnathidae.
ACUGGUCUGCUGGAAAUUGAAAGAAGAAGAAGAAAAACGAGGAAAAAGCAAGAUGGCGUUUGAUAAGAAGGCCCAAACGUUGGCAUUAUAGUUCUGUAUUUUUAAUUAGUGCAUACAUGACGUUUAGUGAAGCAAACAUUGUUUACAGUUGUUUGUAUUCUGAUACAUUAGUCUGGCGCACUUUGAUGCUUCUUCCUGUACUAUUUUAGCUGGCAAAUGAGCUAACCUUGCUAGUUAGCUUAGCUUGUUAGCUGCUAACAAAGAGACGUGGAAGUUAUCAACACAUCGCUAAGCAGAGAUCAAGUGUGAGUGUAAAGUGUUGUGAUUGUGUGAAAAUGUGCGAGAGAACGAUAGCAGAGUACGAGGAGGAACUUUGUCCAACAAACGAGGGGAAGGAGCGACAACAUCAACUACUGGACGCCUACUAUAGGAAACAUCAUCAGAUUGUUUCGCAAACAGAUGUCCAGCAGCCCCCGCACAUUAAAGAGGAAUAUUUACAUCCCCCUUGUGUAAAAGAGGAGGAGGCAGAGCCAUCCCACAUUAAAGAGGAAGAGGAGGAAGUGUGGAGCAGUCAGGAGGGAGAGUGUCCUCUCGGGCAGGAGGAGACUGAUCUCACUGUGAAGACUGAAGACCAUGAAAACAAACCACCUAAGUCCUCACAGCGUCAUCACAGUCCAAACGUCUGUAAAGAACAUCAUCUCCCUCUGCAGCAGGAAGACAGCUUCAAGAUAGAGCAGGAGGAACUACAAAUCUACCACAGUCAUGAGGAAGAGAAGGCACCACCGACCUCACACUUUAAAAAGAGAGAUGUUGACGCACUAACCCCCAACAUUAAAGAGAAAAAGGAAGUGACACAGCCCCACCACUUAAAAAAGGAAGAACAAUACCCACUGACCCUGCAUGUUAAAGAGGAAGAGGAGGAACAGAGCAUCAGUCGGGAGGAGGGAAAGCAUCUUGAAUGGUCGGAGGAGUUCCCAGUGAUUGGUGUGAUUGUGAAGAGUGAAGAUGAUGAGAUCAAAGAUGAAAGUGAGGAGAAGAGAGUGGUGGAGCCUCCAAGCAGCAGCUCAACUCAACACAUAACAACAGAAGCUGAUGGAGACCACUGUGGAGGAUCACAAGCAGACAAGCUCUUAGCGCCACUAUCAGAUAGUGACGACACAACGUCACACUCUCCUGACACUGAUGAUGAAGACUCUAAAGCCGACAAGACAUGUCACACUGACAACACACGCUUUAAAUGUUCUCACUGUGACAAAACUUGUAAAUACCGUUGUGAUCUUAAAAUACACAUGAGAAAACACACUGGAGAAAAACCUUUCACCUGUUCAAUCUGUAGUAAAGGUUUUGCAGAAAGUCAAAAUUUGAAAGUACACAUGAGAAUACACACGGGAGAAAAACCAUUCGUGUGCUCAGUUUGCAGUAAAAGAUUCUCUCUGAAGCAAGCUAUGAUUAGACACACAAGAAUACACACUGGAGAAAAAACUUUUUUCUGCUCAGAAUGUGGUAAAGGUUUUAUACAAAAUAGUGAUUUGAAAAUACAUAUGAGAACACACACUGAAGAAAAAUCUUUUUCCUGCUCAGAAUGUGGUAAAUAUUUUCUCCAAAGACAGUAUUUAAAAAAACACAUGAGAAUACACACUGGAGAAAACCAGUUUAACUGUUCAAUCUGUGGUAAAGAUUUUGUAAAACGUCAAUAUUUAACAGUACACAUGAGAAUACACACCGGGGAAAAACUUUUUAUCUGUUCAAUCUGUGGUAAAGGUUUUGUACAAAGUAACAAUUUAAAAGUACACAUGAGAAUACACACUGGAGAAAAACUACUGUCCUGUUCUAUCUGCGGUAAAGAUUUUGUACAAAGUCAACAUUUGAAAGCACACAUGAGAACACACACAGGAGAGAAAGUGUUGAGUUGCAGUGUGUGUGAUGAAAGAUUCUCUUAUAAGUACCAGUGUAAGAAACACAAGUGUGCUGGUGUGAACAGCAGCAACACAUGAAGCUGCAGGGUUUGAAAUCAACUGUCUCGACUUUUAUUAACUUUGGCUUUCUUACAUCAGCACAUAUAACAUGAUUGACAUCAUUGUUAAUAUGCUUCUACAUUAAUAGAUGAUAUAUUUUAGAUUAGUGUUUUUUUCAGUCAAGUACAAGCAAUAAUAUACAACAUUGUGUACUUUAAUUAAAAGCAGAGAAAUUUGACUGAAAAAGGUGAGAGUAAACAGUACAAAACAUGUACGUUACAUACAAUGAACAUUUAAUGUGUAUAUGAAUAUUCAUAAUUCAAUUUUAUGCUUACUCAUAACAGUGUUUUCAUAUAGCAUUUUGAAAUAAUGAAUUGUUGUAUAUGUUAAUUUCUAAUUGUAAAUGAUUCCAUAGAUGAACUGUAUAUGAUAUACAUAUUUGUUUUACUUGUGUUCAUACCUUUGCUUUUGAGUACACAAAAAGCCCUCUUAAUCAUGUUUACUGGUUCACAUCUGAAACAUCUUCUAGAUCACUUCUGGAAGCAUAUUAUUAUUUACUUUAUACAUCAUUUGAGCAGUUGUGUUUUAUACAAGAUUAUUUACUUUUGAAAUGUCUGACGUGUUGAAUCAUUUCUUGGGUCUUGAUAAUACAUUCUUUAAACUUUAUUACUCUUUUUUUUGUAAUAUGAAUAUUGUUUUGUGAUUAUUUUAUAAGUAUGUCCCCAGACCUUUAUGCAAUAUGUAAAGUAUGCUUCAACUAAAGUUGGUAACAAUAAAUGUAGUUAUUUGUUA